AUGCAGGAUAAACUAAACUCACUCAUUUUGUGGUUUGAUAAAGUCAUCAAUCAAACAAUAAUACGAGACUUAGACAAGGCUAACGCUAAUGUUGAAAAGCUUUGGACACAGACAAGAGAAUUGCGACUUGAAUUGUUAAGAAAGUUGGUACAUGAGAAACUUGGACGCGAAAUUGAAGCAAAAGAAUUGGAUAUUGGAGAGGAGGAAGAGGAUGAUGAUGAUAAUUUUGAAGAGGAGGAGGUUGAAACUGGAGAAUUGGAGUUAAAUGUAAGGGAGGUGAAUCAUGAUGAAGGUGAAGAAGAAAACUUAAAUGGAGAAGUUGGGAAUGAAGAAAGAGGUUUGGAGGAAGAAAAUGAAUUGAGAAGAGGAGAAGAUAAAUCGGAGAAUGACGAAGAAACUGGGGGAAAUCAGGUGGAAUUGAAGGAAGAAGAGAAAUAUAGGCGAAAUGAGGAGGAAGAUGAGGGAAGUGAAGAGGAAUCUAAGGAAGAUGAGAAAUCGAAGAGUGAAGAAGAGGAAUUGAGGAAUGAGGAGGAGGUUUCGAAGAAUAACAACGAAGAAUCGAAGGACGAAGGAAAGGAAUACAAAAUACUUGAGGGUGAUAGAAGAGAUAUUCAUAAGAGAAGGGUUAUAUUCGUACCUAAUCAUCAAAUCGCCAGUCCUUCAACUUCAUCAAUAACACUUUCCUCUCAAAAUUUAUACGAGAAUGGCCUAAGAAAAAGUAAUUUAAAAGAAAUAAUUAAAAUUCAUUUUUUAAACAUAGUAGAGGAUGUUCAACGCAGAAUUCGAAAAUUUGAACAAAUCCGUUACAGAAGGAGGAAUGAACCAAAUAAUGAAAUGCUAAGAUUGACUAGCUUACAAGUAGGAGAUUUUCUAGCUAAUUUGUUAAGAUCAUGA
This is a messenger RNA of Meloidogyne enterolobii, 894 nucleotides long. The record is from the annotation of a GenBank genome assembly. Lineage: Eukaryota; Metazoa; Nematoda; Chromadorea; Rhabditida; Meloidogynidae.